AUGCCUGCAGCAGCAGCAGCAGCAGCAGCAGCAGCUUGGCUUGUCGCAGCAGCAGCAGCCACACCAGCAGCAGCCGCAGCAGCCCUCAAAUCUGCACCAGCAGCAGCAGCACCCCAGCAGCAGCAGCCCCAGCAGCAGCAGCAUCCCCAGCACACCCAGCACACCCAGCAGCAGCAGCAGCAGCAGCAGCAGCAGCAGCAGCAGCAGCAGCAGCAUCCCCAGCACCCCCAGAAUCUCCAGCAGCAUCCCCAGCACCCCCAGCAGCAGCAACAGCAUCCCCAGCACCCCCAGCAGCAGCAGCAGCAGCAGCAGCAGCACCUUGCUGCGUUGGUGGCAACUAAAGUGGCGAAUCCCAAAAUGUUUAAAAGUGAAGUUUCAAUUAGUUGGCAAAAGGCCAGCGGUCCAGACACCUGA
Molecule: messenger RNA, 414 nt
Organism: Eimeria tenella
Lineage: Eukaryota; Apicomplexa; Conoidasida; Eucoccidiorida; Eimeriidae
Exons: 2
Coding region: 1-414 (137 amino acids)
Source: RefSeq, a predicted model, not a curated record